Molecule: messenger RNA, 1563 nt
Organism: Penicillium mononematosum
Lineage: Eukaryota; Fungi; Ascomycota; Eurotiomycetes; Eurotiales; Aspergillaceae
Product: Zn(II)2Cys6 transcription factor
Exons: 2
Coding region: 1-1563 (520 amino acids)
Biological process (GO): regulation of DNA-templated transcription
Molecular function (GO): DNA-binding transcription factor activity, RNA polymerase II-specific; zinc ion binding
Source: RefSeq, a predicted model, not a curated record
AUGGUCGGAGUUCCGCACAGUACAGGCUGUGCCCUGUGUCGCGAGCGACGGAUUAAGUGCGAUGAGGCAGUCCCUGAGUGCACUCAGUGCCAGAAAUAUGGUCGCGCCUGUCCGGGCUACCGGCGAACCUUCCGCUUCCAAGACGAAGGCCCCAACCUCGCUCGACGACAUCGCUCCAACACCCGACGGAGGAGGAGAGGUACAUUGGCAGGCCCACACGCGUCGGCUACAUCUUCAACCCCAAAUGCCCGACCGACACCCGCACACUGUGACUCCACUGCCGCUGCAGACGUAGUGCGCGGCAAUGCGAUUGCCCUCAUGCGACGACACUCUUCCUUGGGCGGCUGGGAUGAGAAACUGUCGCCAUCGCUGGUGCGCAAGUCCUUCCGUGCCGCACAGCCACAAUUAUUCCUCGACUUCAUCAGCACGUCGUUUCCGACCCUCUAUUAUCAUAAUCGGUUCCGGUCCGGCGAUGCACCCGGGUUCGCCGAAUAUAUCGUCAUGAAUUUCGGCAAUGAUGCUUAUCUCGACUCCGCGGUUUGCUGCUUGAGCUCCGUCUAUUUGGCACACUUGACUCAAGACAAGGCUCUCCUCAAAGCAAGUCGGCAAAUGUAUUCCAAGUCGCUGCACGAGGUUAUCCGGGCCAUUCCCAAAGCCGACCAUGCCACAUCUGACAACAUGCUAUGCACAUCCAUCAUCCUUAGUGUCUUCGAGAUGUACGCGCAGACCACACCGGACGCCUGGGUCGUGCACUCUGAUGGCGCGAAGCGGCUGAUGAUAAGCCGAGGCCCCGAGGCGCACGAGUCUGGUUUCGGAAGAUACUGCUGGAUUGCAUUCCGCGGUUUCUUCAUCGCCACAGCAGUCUACGAAGGUAAACCCUGCUUCCUAGACCAGGAAGAAUGGCAAUCCUACGCGACGAAAGUCAGGACCGAAGACCGCCAGAAGCCCGGCGAGUGGUCCGCGUACGGAGAAAUAUCCGAUUUGGCCUUUAUGGAAAUCGCCAAAUGCCCGAGGUACAUCAGCGAAACUCGGGAUCUCCUUUCCGCCCCGGCCGAGCCAGACUCGAAUUCAUUCAGAAACCUCCUCGGGCGUAUAAAUGACACCUCCCGUCGGCUGCGCUCGCUCGCCGCAGAGCUCCGGUCCUGUAUCAGCGCGCAUAGUGAGCGCCAGCAAGGUAUCAUCCAGAGACCGGGAUCCUUCGUUGGGCCCGUGCCAGAGACCUUCCCGGAUACCGGUCCGUCGCUGCUCCUCAAUGGAGCGGAAAAUAUGCUAGAGACGCUGCAGCAGCUCUCCGACCGUCUUGAAGACCGGUUACGCUUCGAAUACAUCGACGAUGGCUCGCCGGAGUCGACUGUCGCCACACCACCCAGCAGUGGUAGUGAAUAUUCCGUAUCCCCUUAUUCUGCGAAGCCGAAGAGCUUUGCCCUCCCCUUUCGCAUUCAUUCAGAGCUUGGACAGGGUCCGUCUAAGACCUCUGAUCCACAUGACCCCCCGUGCUGUGAUCUGGUUGGAUCGCAUAGCCUCGUCGAUGGGUGUCCUCGGCGCGAAGGUCCUUCCGGGUGA